Messenger RNA from Penicillium subrubescens, 324 nucleotides. RefSeq lists its product as uncharacterized. The record is from RefSeq and is a predicted model, not a curated record. Lineage: Eukaryota; Fungi; Ascomycota; Eurotiomycetes; Eurotiales; Aspergillaceae. Bases 1 to 324 code for a protein of 107 amino acids. The transcript has a single exon.
AUGGAACGCAGACCCUCCGUCACCCAAAAGGCAGCCUCAACCAACAAAGUCCCAACUCCCCACACAGCAGCCCCAGUCACACGAUCUGCGUCGUAUUCCUCACCCCAAGAAGACUCCAACGGAUCAAACUCGGGGGAGAAGGCAAAAGAAGACGAAGGAACUUACAGUCGUCAACUGCAGACUGCUUCGACGGAACUUCUGAAUGACGAGAGAGUGGGACUCGGGUCGAAGGCUGGACGGACACUUCAGAACGUUUUGAUGGAUACGGAGCAUCGUUUAAAGGAGCAGCGGCGGGAGUCGCUUCAUAAACCGGGUCAUAAGUAG